GCUCUUGUGUCUGUCUUCUUCGUCUCCAUCCGAAGCUCUCUUCAUCAAUCCAAACCGAAAAAACCAGAGAUCGGAGGAAGGAGAGAGAGAGACCAAUCGCUGGUUGUUUUCUAAUCUCUAUCACAGUUAUAGUUUCUUUGGUUUUGAGGGUUUAGAGGAGAUGUCAAACCACCCGAAGAUCACAUGUGUAUCUUCGGCGCAUCAGAAUGUGGAGGAGAAGCUAAGGGAACUUCAGGAGAGGUUCUGUCAUCUUCAGGCUGCUAGGAAAGAAGGGCGCCAUGGUGACCUUGCACUUUUGGAAGCCCAAAUCUCUCAGAAUAUUCGUGAGUGGCAAGCUGAACUCACUGCUCCUUCUCCUGAAUCUUCUCUUCUGGGUGAAGGUAUUAGCCAAUUCCUUGAGGAGUUUGCUCCUCUGUUGAAAUUAGACGAGGAGGAUGAUGCAACUAGUACGCUAAAGGAACACGCUGCACCAAAGCCUCAGCCUGACGGUUUCGCUCAAAGCUUGUGCCCUCCUGAAUGGACAUCUGAGAAUUUUAGUCAAAGUCCUUUCAAUGGAAAUUUCUCCUGCGGCAUUGAGGAUGCUCUUAAUAGCACAGAAACACAUGGCCAGCAACUCCAUUAUGCAUUUGAAGGGUUUGAUCCAAGCGUAAACACCGCUCCUGAUUUCCAUGACCAAAAACUCAACAGCAACCUGGAUAUAACUUCUCAGUAUGAUUCUAUUUUCUCCGAAGUGCGUCAGGAACUCUAUAACAGCCCUUCCAUUAAGCUUGAUUCUUCUGAAGAGAUUGACAACUUUGCUGAAUUUACUACUCCAUCAAGUGUCCGAGUGCCUCCAUCUGCUUUUCUAGGACCUAAGUGUGCACUAUGGGAUUGCACAAGGCCUGCUCAGGGAUCUGAGUGGUACCUGGAUUACUGCAGUAACUACCAUGGGACUCUAGCUCUGAAUGAAGAUUCACCUGGCACAGCACCUGUCUUAAGGCCGGGGGGCAUCAGUUUGAAAGAUAAUCUAUUGAUUGAUGCUCUUCGUGCAAAGACUCAGGGUAAGAAUGUUGGCAUCCCAGUGUGUGAAGGAGCUGUUAACACAAAAUGCCCAUGGAACGCAGCAGAGCUAUUUCAUCUUGAACUGGUUGAAGGCGAAACGAUCAGAGAGUGGCUCUUCUUUGACAAACCUAGAAGAGCAUAUGAUAGUGGAAACCGAAAGCAAAGAUCACUUCCAGAUUACAGUGGACGAGGUUGGCAUGAAUCAAGAAAAGUACCGAUGAAGGAACAAGAAGGCCAGAAGAGAUCAUACUAUAUGGAUCCACAACCUCCAGGUCCCUUUGAGUGGCAUCUCUUUGAAUACCAAAUCAAUGAAUCUGACGCAUGUGCGUUAUAUCGGCUAGAACUUAAAGUAGGAAAUGGAAAGAAGAGUCCUAAGGGAAAGAUUUCAAAAGACCCUCUAGCUGAUCUGCAGAAGAAGAUGGGACAGUUUAAAGUGGCGUCAGACAAACCCUCUCCUCCAACCAAAGGUCGUAAGGAGUGAAGUUAGCUAUUGGCAAUCUAACUCAAGACUCCUGCAACAAUAGCUCCAAGUUGUCUCCAGCAUUCUACAAAAGAGCCAUCGUCAUCUCUGUUUUUUUUCUUUCUGACUGUAUUAUGACGAGAUAGGAUCAUCUUUGAUGUGUUGUGUUAAUAUGGACAAGUCUGGUCUUUGCCCUUUUUCUUGAUAGAAUCUGAGAUGGGUUUUGUAAAUUUUUGCAUUUUAUUUUUCUGCUCUAAAACCAUAAGGAUUUAAUUAACGAAGUUGUGUAUU
Molecule: messenger RNA, 1792 nt
Organism: Arabidopsis arenosa
Lineage: Eukaryota; Viridiplantae; Streptophyta; Magnoliopsida; Brassicales; Brassicaceae
Source: the annotation of a GenBank genome assembly